UCCUCUUACUGUGUUUGUAGAAGUCUGUUUCGUAGAGCUCUAUGGGCCGAAAACAGCGCGCGAAGCCCCGCUAGCUGCCUUCAAGUGGACAGAGCGGGAAGAACUCUUUCUUACGUGUACACACAGCUCGUGAGCUGGCUCGCUAUAUCGCCGGGAGCACGUGAACCCCCUGUCUCUUCAUAUUCUUUGUUUUCUCUGAAAACAAUCUCGGUGUUUUCCUCGCUUUCUCCCGUGUUCUGUGCAAAUUGAAGGACUGCGAAGGACUUUGUCAAAAGGCAGGCAACGAAGAACCGACGGGUGACGAGCGAAAACAUCAGUCCGCCAUUUUUCAUUCCCUAAUUGGCGCGUUUUCAAAAACACUCAGACGCCUAGGUCAGGCUCAAGCACCACGACGCUGGUCACCGAGUUCCGCGAGGCCGCGUGCAUGCAUGCGUUUUGAGCAGCUUAAGUUGACAAAGCGUUCCCUUUUUCCUCGAACUUGUCACAGUAGUUCCGACCUUCUGGAUUUUUUUCAAGGAAAAGAGAGCGGUUGUUUUCUGUUUUUCGAGUAUCUUCUUUUUCCGUUUCCCCCGUCCGUCCACUGAACAGCUUCCCGGAAGCAACUGCCUGUCGGCUCCGGUUGGCAUGCAGCGCGCAUUCGGUAAAGGAACGUUUGACCCUCUCCGUUCGUCUCCCACUGAACAUUUCCUCAACAAGAAAUACGGUUUCUCCCCUGUUCGUGUCUGAAGCUUUUCCGUACCCGCAUCGCGUUCAGGGUGCCUCCAGCUUUCCCCCUCCUUCCCCCUUUUUUCCGUGGUUGGUGAGAGCGGCCCGCAUUGCCAGUGUUUUUCGUCCUCUGCUCUCGGUCUUUCUUGCGUGCUCUCGCCUCUCUGGAUCUUCACCCUUCUCUUGCAAGCGUCUGCAAAUCUCUUGCGCGUUCCGGAGUUCUUCCGUCCGCAUUCUGCGUUUUCGCGUCCUCUGCGGUGCGGAACGGCAAUGGAGACAAAGAAGAAGCGAGGGCAGCAAGGCCCCACGGAGGAGGAGACGGACGGACCGUCGGUGGAGGCGAAGACUGAGGAGACAGAGGGCAAGCCAGCCGCGAAAAAAGAGGGCAAGCGGGGGAAGUACAGAAGAGACAAGCCUUGGGACACCGACGAUGUUGACCACUGGAAAAUCGAGGAAUUCAAGCCGGAACACAAUCCUGGGGGGAUGCUUGAGGAGAGCAGCUUCGCAUGUCUCUUUCCGCAGUACCGCGAGAAAUAUUUGAAGGAAGUCUGGCCAGAAGUGAAACGCGCGUUGGGUCAGCACUUCGUCAAGGCGGAGCUCGACCUCAUCGAGGGAUCCAUGACUGUGCGAACGACAAAGAAAACCUUCGACCCGUACAUCAUCAUCAAGGCGCGCGACAUGAUCAAGCUGUUGGCCCGAAGCGUCCCGAUCGCGCAAGCAAGGAAAAUUCUCGAUGAUGGAAUGUUCUGCGACAUCAUUAAAAUCGGAGGCAUGGUUCGAAACAAAGAGAAAUUCGUGAAGAGAAGGCAGAGACUCGUCGGGCCUAACGGCUCGACUCUGAAGGCGAUCGAACUCCUGACGAAAUGCUACGUCCUCGUGCAGGGACAGACUGUCUCUGUUAUGGGCACCCACAAAGGAAUAAAAGUUGUUCAACGUCUCGUGGAAGACUGCAUGAAGAACAUCCACCCUGUUUACCACAUCAAGGAACUGAUGAUUAAACGGGAGCUGGAGAAGGACCCUGCCCUGGUCGAGGAGAACUGGGAGCGUUUUCUUCCACAGUUCAAGAAACGAAAUGUGCAGCGAAAGGCGCGGCGCGCGGCGAUCAAGAAGAAAAGCAAAAGUCUCUUCCCGCCGGAGCAGACCCCGCGGAAGGAGGACUUGCUUCUCGAGUCUGGCGAAUACUUUGUCACUGAGGAACAGAAACAGAUGAAGAAGGCGAAGGAGGUGCUUGAGAAGCGAGAGAUGCGCACUGCAGAGAGGAAACGCGAGAGACAGCAAGCCUUCGAGCCGUCGGCUGAGAACUCUGCCAAGAAGCGACAUGCCGGCACCGCGGAGUCUGCAGGGAGCGCUGAGUCGGCCUCGCGGGAUUCCAUUUCGGCGAUCGCAGAACGUCUGCAAGUACGGACGAAAAAAGGAGCGAAGAAGUCAGCAGGAGGUGCAGCUCACUUGCUCUAAAGAUGGCUUUUCUGCUCACUGCGCCUCCACGCGGUGGUGUCGCGUGCUUCUCCAUCUUCACUCUCUUGCCCUCCUCUUCCCUUUGAAUUCGCUCUUGCCUCCAGCUUCUGCAACGCUCUGUCUCGCACUGCUGACAGCCGCGCCGUUUUUCUUAAGGUCUAUCCCUUUUCGUGUCGGCCUCUCUAAACUUUUCCUGCCUCAGAUCUUCUCGCUUUCUCGCGGAGCGCUCCCCCUUAGUGGCAACCUCUCUGUCAACAGAACUCUUAUCAACAUGUGGCUGU
Molecule: messenger RNA, 2441 nt
Organism: Toxoplasma gondii ME49
Lineage: Eukaryota; Apicomplexa; Conoidasida; Eucoccidiorida; Sarcocystidae
Product: ribosomal rna assembly protein mis3, putative
Exons: 11
Coding region: 976-2160 (394 amino acids)
Cellular component (GO): small-subunit processome; nucleolus
Molecular function (GO): RNA binding
Source: RefSeq, a predicted model, not a curated record